GGGAAACCGUUUUCAACCGCUUCUGGAGUCCAUUUAGCAAAUGCUCCACAGAGACCCCACCCUGCGGAUGUUUUACCCGUGUACAAUUAAUUGAGGCUGGGACCGCCAUCUCGGAUGUGCUACCGGAAUGGUUGGAACUGUAGCCAGGAGACCUUUCUGGCGCCGAAUAGGUUUGCCUUUGGAAACCUGGCAAGCCGCGUUGCUCCCCUUCCAAGGCCGUUUCCAUCCAGCUCCAGAUCCGGAACCCGCUUCCCGUCCUUCCAGCCAGCGAGGGGGGCAGCGGGCUAACGAGAAGGGGAAACGGGGUGUCGGCUGAGGAAGGAGCCGGACUCUUCCCGCCGCUUCCUUCCCACUCACUCACUCCGCCGCCUCGCGCGCGCUCUUUUCCCCCCAGCAGGACCGUGCAACGUGGGACCAAAGCUCCUUUGAGGACCAGCCGGGAUGCCGCUGCCGAGCCGCGCUUGGUCCCAACGGGCCGCUCUGCCUUUGGCUGCGCUGGUGGGGCUCCUCCUCCUCCUCCUCUGCCCGUGCCCGGGUGUUUCAAAGGCAAAUAAACUUAGGCUGAUGCUUCAGAAAAAAGAAGCCCCUGUUCUGAUGAAGGAAGAGAUGUCUGUUAAAGAAGAUAAGGCCAAGGAAUUCUUAAACAAUCUGAAACGUCAGAAGCGCCAGCUUUGGGACAGAAGUCAGCCUGACGUACAGCAGUGGUACCAGCACUUUCUCUAUUUGGGUUUUGAUGAAGCUAAAUUUGAAGAUUAUGUCUCCUACUGGUCAAACGUAGGCCGUGGUGGCCAUGAAUAUGAUGGUGGCUAUUAUCAUCACCAUUAUGAUGAAGAUGCUCCUAUUGGCCCACAAAAUCCAGACACCUUCAGACAUGGAGCAAAUGUCAAUUAUGAUGAUUAUUAUUAAGAUUAUUCUCUGUCUCAACUAUUGUUAUUAACCCUUUCCUCUCUGUAUUGACUAUAUUAAUUCUUACUUCUCUGUGUAAGGGCACUAGAAAGAUUUUUUUAAAUUGAUUUUAGUCUGGUUCUUAAUUGUAGCUGAUGGAAUUGGGGGAAGAAACCAGAAAAAUUGGUCUUGCAUAUAUUCCUUAACAUAACUGCUUUAAAAUUAAAGCUUUUUUAUACAUUUUAUUACCGUACAUAUUUUACAUUAUGAAGACUAACUUUACUGAGACAGUAAAUACAGCCAUCUAUUUUAUAUUAAUGUACAGCUUACAACAAAUAAAAAAAAUGAACAACAGUGUCAUACAAUAACAUCCUAUUACCCACCACAGGGCCAUGAUAUCACCAUACCAACUCUGCAUUUUUCUGGAUUCACUCUCAUCUUAGCCCAAUUGUGGGGGAAGAGUCAAGAUUCAUGGCCUGAAGGUUCAAGGCUAAAAGGAUAAUGGCCCUUCGGAUCUCGGGGGUAAAAAUUGUAAGCUAUUAUGUCUUGCUAGGGUUGAGUUGCAGUAAGUUCUUCCCCAUCCAGAGCCUUCAGGCAUUGGUUCAGCACCAGAACAUCAUUACCUGUCCAGUCGAGGGUGGAGGUGUAUAAUUAACAUUUGCAUAUUGAUGAAACUGUACUGCCAAUUGACCACCCUCGGGCUUUCUAUGUUAAAUAGAAGUGAUGAGAAACCAAGCCUUGAGGCACCUAGUUAAGAUAGGUGUAGACUUCUCUUCCCCAAUCCUUUUACCAGUUACAGGAAGGGAAAAACACUGCAAAACAGUGACUUCCAAUUCCAACCUCCAAAUCCAAUCCAGAAUGAUGCUCUAGUUGAUGGUACUAAAGUGAUCCGAGUGAUCCAGAAGGGCCAGGAUGGAUGCAACAUCCCCAUCCCAAGCUUUUCAGAGGUGAACAAAUGUGACCAAUGUCAUGUCAGUACUAUAAAACUGACUGAAAAAGGUCUAGAUAAUAUAAUUCAUCCAGGACUCCAAUGCUACACACUGGAAACCUGGAACUUGGAAAUCUGGAAAUAUCGGAUGGUCCUGGCUCUAUCUCUGCGUCCGACACAGAGCAUCCAUCAGAGCCUUCCCCAGACUCAAGAACUGGCCCAGGUUCCUCCCAAACCUCCCCAUCAUCCAAGUCUGCUGCCAGCUCUGGUGGCAGCUGGCAGGCCACAACAUUAUCUUCCCCCAAACACUGCCAUCUCCUGAGAAGCCUUAACCAACUGGGGAGGGAGAAGAACCCAGAUACAUGACUAAGGUCAUAGAAACAAGGACCUAUCUACUUUCUCAACAUCAACUGACUCAAACUCUCCCAACUAACAAAGUGAGUAAUUUCCAUAGAACCUGCUUAGCCAAGUUUACCUCAGUAAAGCC
This is a messenger RNA of Ahaetulla prasina, 2300 nucleotides long. It is a transcript of the gene ECRG4, whose product is annotated as ECRG4 augurin precursor. The transcript has 4 exons. Bases 442 to 906 code for a protein of 154 amino acids. The record is from RefSeq and is a predicted model, not a curated record. Gene Ontology annotation, biological process: G1 to G0 transition; anaphase-promoting complex-dependent catabolic process; central nervous system development. Lineage: Eukaryota; Metazoa; Chordata; Lepidosauria; Squamata; Colubridae.